AUGUUUAUUUCUUUGUGGGAGUUCUUCUACGGGCACUUUUUUCGAUUUUGGAUGAAAUGGCUCUUACGACAGAUGACUGGAAAAUGUGAAUUGCAGCGAAUUUUUGAUACCUAUGUAGGUGCACAAAGGACACACAGGAUAGAAAAUUCCUUGACAUACUCCAAGAAUAAGGUUUUGCAGAAAGCAACUCUUGUUGUCCAGAGUGAAGUGGACAAAUGUGUAGAAGAUAUAAUGAAGGAAAAGAAGAUUAACUCUGAGAAGGAUGCCAGUUUUAAAAUCUGUAUGAAGGCAUGCUUACUGCAGAUAUCCGGUUAUAAACAGCUCUAUUUGGAUGUAGAAAGUGUGAGAAAAAAACCAUAUGAUUCUGAUAACCUCCAACAUGAAAAGCUGCUUCUCAAGCUUUGGAAUCUUCUAAUGCCCACGAAAAAGUUGAAGGCUAGAAUCUCCAAGCAGUGGGCUGACAUUGGUUUCCAGGGUGAUGAUCCCAAAACAGACUUCAGAGGCAUGGGCAUACUUGGAUUAAUCAAUCUUGUGUAUUUCAGUGAAAAUUAUACCAGUGAAGCUCACCAGAUUCUUUCCCGUUCAAAUCAUCCAAAACUAGGGUAUUCUUAUGCAAUAGUUGGAAUCAACCUUACGGAGAUGGCUUAUAGCUUGCUGAAGAGUGAAGCUUUGAAGUUUCAUCUCUACAACUUUGUUCCUGGUAUACCAACAAUGGAACACUUUCAUCAGUUUUAUUGUUACCUCGUCUAUGAAUUUGACAAGUUUUGGUUUGAAGAAAAGCCAGAAAGCAUUAUGUAUUUCAACAUGUAUAGAGAGAAGUUUCAUGAAAAGAUUAAAGGACUCUUACUGGAUUGUAAUGUAUCACUUACUUUAAAAAUAUGAAUCAUCCGUAGUAUCUUCUAUUUCUACCACAUUUUGCACACACAACAGAAUUUAUAUGUUGUAAUAGAAAUUAUCUGAUCAACUACACUCGUUAUAUAUAAUUUCCUACGAAAAUAUUUCAGAAAUUCUAUUUAAGAAAGCUAGUGGACAAUCAGUGUAUGUUUACAGUCGUUUAUACACUGUCCUCCAAAGGUACCUUAUCCUUCCAAAGAUCCCUUCUGUAGAGGCCUGGAAACUACAGUUUGGAACUUGGGACUUAGCCCAUUUAGUGUAAAAGUAUAAAUCAGGUAUUUGUAUUAAAUUGGUUGAUUAAAAUGUGUAAAAAUCAGUUUUCAUUUUUAUGUGUUGUAACUAUCAAGUCAGCUCUUUUCAGAUUUUUUGUGUUUUAGUUUGGAAAUGAUUGUUUUUUAUUUCCUUCCUCUUGUUUUCUUCCUAGGUUAAUUAGCAGGAAGAGUAGUUCUUUAUGGCUUUCUUUGGUUGCAUCUCAAUCACAUCCCUGAUGUUGCGUCAUUAGUGGCAGAAAGCGUAGAUAUGUCAGGAUAAAGAAUCAUGUCCUCUUCCUUUUUGGUUUCUCUGAUUAUUUAGCGUAAUAGCUCAUGAGAGAAUGACAGUAUUAGUGACUAGCCUUUUUGUUUUUCAAUACCACACUUGAAAAUGUCGCAGUGGUAUUUUAAAGCUUAAAGACAUUUUUCUCAUCUUCAGUAUUUGCUUUUCAGUCCGUUGUAGGAAAGAACGGUAGUUAGUGCUGGGCGUGAGGGCCUUUCCUGAGGCUUCUCUGCCGGUGAGUGUUUAUGAAAAGAGAUAUAUUUGCUAAGAAAAUCUUGACUGUGUUCAAAGGACAGUGGCUAUUUCCAUAAAACUGUCUUGAACUGAAACAAAAGGAAAACCUAAAGGUUUUUAAAAAUACCCGUUAAACGUUGUUGGUUGAUUUUACUGUUAACUGUUGCUUCUUUUUGCUUUGCCUCCAUCGUGUUUCUAGAUAACGGUGUACGGACUUUAUGGUCUGUGGGAUUCUGAAGUAGCCUGAGGAUGGUGACUGUGCAUUUUGUAUAGCUUUAUUCUCCUCAGAUCUCAGGAGGGCAUCAAGUGCUGUCAAGGAUUAUAUGGUGAUGAGGUUCUAAGGGGAAUAAUUUCUUCCUUGUGUGUUUUAGAAAUUUGUACUCCCAGCAAAACUAAGAGUUUAAAGAUAGGUUUGUCUGAUUACUAAGUUCUUAAGUCCUACAGAAACCAGCGUGUUAAAGACCUCAUUUAAACAUGAUGAGAGUGCAUCUUGUUAACAUGGUAUAUAUCAGCGUGGUGUAUUUAAGGACUGGCUCCUGUGGUAGACAAGCCCUGAGACUUGCGUAUUUGUUCGUGUCUGUUGACAGGCCACUCUCUGCAAACUUGCCGAAGAGAAGAGCAAUAAAAAAAUCCGAGUGGAAAACAACAGAUGCAGUGUUGUAUAGCACGUACAUUGGAAGCACAGCAUUAAAACUAUUAUUUUCUCAACGGAAUAAAACUUUUAAAAACAGGGUUACUUUAUUAUAAUCAUGGUGGUGGUUUAGCAUCUCAAUAUCACAGGAAUUUAAAAAUUGUUUUCUUGUGAGAGACUUCUCAACCUUGGGAUUAUCUUUUUUUUUUUUUUAAUGUUUUCAUUGCUUUAUUAUCCAGCUCUAGAGUUCUAGGAGAUGUAGCAAAAUCCUGGUAAGGAUCAGGUGCUAACCAUUAAAGUUCAUUUUAUAUACUAAGUGUUUACUCUUACAUGGAAAGCAAUUCUGUUAGUUUAGUUUCCAUGCUGAAAAUUCUUACCUUUAUAUUUUAAUCUUUCAAUAGCUGAGGUUGAACUGAUUUAAACCUUUGUCAAUAUGCUAGGGAGGAAAAAAAACUUAAAUGUUUUAAGAAUGUCAUUAGAAAGUUUGGUCAAUAAUAUGUUCUUUAAAUCAUCUCUGUUUGUACAAUAUAGAUAUUCUGUUUUUGCUUAAAAUAAUCAGUAACCAUUUCAGAAGUUCUGUAGUGAAUUGGUCUAAAAGCUACCAAUAAAGUCUAACGUUUGAUAGUCUGGAAGCCAAGCUAAGUAUCCCCAAUUGUAAAUUAGAUUGUAACAUAGUGACAUUCAUGAAAAGAAAAACAUAACUGUAUCUACCUUCCUACUUUUCCUUGCUUUCAACCUAUGUAUGUUAGAAUUUUACAUAGUCUUAAAAUCCAUAUUUAGAAUCUUACCUGUUUCUGUAAUAAUGAAUGAAAUACCAAAGUAGUGCUAGAACUGAAAUAGCGGGAAAAUUAUGUUUGCUUUAGCAUCAGAAAAGUGAAUCGAUGUUGAAAUGAAUUAUUGUAUGUGCCAGAUCGAAGAGAGUGUGCAGUGACAAGAAUAGUGUAAACAGGCAGUUACACUGGUUGUAGUUCAAGUAUGUUCUGAAAGACAAUCUUUAAGGAUAUAGGAGAAAUCAGGGGAUAUCGGUAUAUCAGUGAACCUAGAUAGACCAGCCUCUCUUUGUAUAUAAAUACGGUGGUAUAGUUAGAUACAAAAUCAGUGUCUUACUGGCACCAUUUUAGAAAACAAGAUCUUUUUCUCGAAAAUGCCCAUCCUUAUUUUGUUUUUUUCUAUUUUAACAACUAUUUGGAUUUGUGUGUAUUUUUCUAUGUGAAAAAUAUAUGUAGUCUUCAUUUUUAUUCCAGUAUUAAUAAUUAUUUAUGUACUGUUUCUCCCCUUUGCAUUCAGUGAAAUUGAACUUGGUCAAAGAUUUGCUCAAAGGAGCAGCAUUACAUGAGUGACAAGUGGAAUGCUCGUUGCCAGAGCAGGAGAGAUCACACACUAUCAUGGCACAGAAGAGAAGAGGUUUGGCUGGGAGGGCGGUAGUGUUUGUUUAUUAUCCUCCUUGAGUUAAUGUUUGGGGACCAGCAGCUAUUUUCUCAGGAUAAAUGGUCCACUCAAGUUCUCAAUGAACAAGUUUGGGGAGGCUUACUUUCCAUUGUCACAUUUAUGAACCUCUCCACACAAGCAGGUUGUUAACGAAGAUUAAUGAACUUACUAAACAUCUGAGAGAAAUCAUGAGUGAUCUUGUUUGGUUUGGUUUUGUUUUUCUGGCUUCAGCUUUUGACAAGAAAAAAAUUUAAAUGUAGUUCAGGUAACAGCCAACUAUUAUAGGGCAAUUUUUUUUUUUUUUAAUUAUAGGACAAUUCUGUGUUUCUGUUAAUGUAUUAAAAAAAUAAGCAAUGGCUUUCCCUGGGGGAAAAAGUGCUGGUUGGCAACUUAAAGAUAUAGAUUUUUGUCUACUUUGGAUACAACAAUUAACUUCUUAUGUAAAAGCAAUAGUCGAGACGUGAUGCCAUUUUGUUCGGAAUGUUGUGAACAAAUAAAAAAUGUGUCAAAAUUGUUAUAA
Messenger RNA from Ailuropoda melanoleuca (giant panda), 4241 nucleotides. RefSeq names its product ELMO domain containing 2 (gene ELMOD2). Gene Ontology annotation, molecular function: GTPase activator activity. The record is from RefSeq and is a predicted model, not a curated record. Gene Ontology annotation, cellular component: membrane. NCBI's taxonomy places the organism in Eukaryota, Metazoa, Chordata, Mammalia, Carnivora, Ursidae. The transcript has 8 exons. The coding region runs from base 1 to 882 and encodes 293 amino acids.